AGGGGAGGGCGGUGUGUCGUGGUUGGGGCCAUUAUUGGGCCGAUCGCUGGGCGGCCCGGAGCGAUGGGUGCCCGCCACUUGGAGCCCAUGUUGGAGCGAGUGGGACAGUUGGGCAGAUUCCAGGCAUUUGUCUAUUUCACUUCAGUCUUCCAAGCCAUCUCUUGUGGUAUCCAUUACUUGGCCUCCGUGUUCAUGGCAGUUACUCCUAAAUUUUUCUGUGGCAUCAUGGGGAAUGUAAGCCAGAUUGUUUUCCACAAUUCUUCUAGUUUGAAGAUGGAAGAUAGCUGGGCACUAUUGACAUCAGGCAAAGAUUAUAUUGUGGUCCAGAUGCAGAAUGGAGACGUCUGGGAAUUGGCCCAGUGCAGCAGGUCACGGAGGGAGGACACAUCUAAUCUUGAGUAUGAAUAUGAUGGUAAUAAGUCUGACUUCCCUUGCUUGGAUGGCUACAUUUUUGAUCAGACCAAGUGGCAGAGCACUGUGGUGACGGAAUGGGAUCUGGUCUGUCAUCGUGAAUGGCUCGCAAAGUUAAUUCAGCCUACAUUUAUGUUUGGAGUACUGCUGGGAGCAGUAAUAUUUGGUGAUCUUGCCGACAGGGUAGGAAGACGCCUUAUAAUGUGGUCGACAAGCACUGGCCAGUUUUUAUUUGGAAUUGCAGUGGCAUUCACAUUUGAUUAUUAUAGCUUCAUGGCUGCUCGUUUUCUCCUUGCCAUGGUUUCAAGUGGCUACCUGGUUGUGGUAUUUGUGUACGUGACAGAAUUCAUUGGUAUUAAAGCUCGGACUUGGGCAUCCAUGCAUGUUCAUGCCUUUUUCGCUGUUGGAAUUAUGGUUGUGGCUCUGAUGGGAUAUUUGGUCCGAACCUGGUGGCUCUAUCAGAUAUUUCUUUCCAUAACAACACUUCCCUUUCUCUUGUGCUGCUGGAUAUUGCCCGAGACACCCUUUUGGCUUCUAUCAGUGGGAAAAUAUGAAGAAGCACAAAAAGUAAUAGAUAUGAUGGCAAGAUGGAAUAAUAGAAGAUCUUGUAAAAUAUCUGAGCUGUGUUCAUUUGAACAGGAUGGCAUCACCAAUAAUGAUUUUUCUGCAACGAAGAAGCACAGUGUAAUAGAUCUGUUUUUUAACUGGAAUAUUGCAAGAAGGACACUCACAGUGUGGCUGAUUUGGUUCACUGGGAGUUUGGGAUACUAUGUAUUCUCUUUGACUUCUGUUAAUCUCGGCGGCAAUGAGUACUUAAACCUAUUUCUCAUAGGUGCUGUGGAGCUUCCUGCUUAUAUCAUUGCUUGCAUUGGGAUGGACAAACUGGGAAGAAGAAAUACUCUUAUUCCAUUCCUUAUUCUGAGCGCACUAAUCUGUUUUCUCAUUAUGCUGAUUCCACAGGAUUACAGUAUUUUGAGCAUUUUAGCAAAUAUGGCUGGAAAGUUUGCCAUAGGGGUUGCAUUCGGCCUUAUUUACUUGUACACAGCUGAACUAUACCCAACGAUCAUAAGGUCCCUGGCUGUGGGAAGUGGCAGCAUGAUGUGUCGUCUAGGCAGCGUGGUGGCUCCUUUCUGUGUUUACUUGACAAGUAUUUGGAUCUUCAUGCCACAGUUGCUUGUAGGAAUCAUGGCCUUUCUGACUGGAAUGUUAACUCUAAUGCUUCCAGAAACUCUUGGGAAGCCCUUAGCUAAUACGUGGGAGGAAACCAUGGAACUGAGAACAAUGAAAGACAACUAUUCAAUCAAAUCACCUCCCACAAAGAGCGAUGUAAGCUCAGAAAAAAUAGAGAUGAUUAAUCUGAAGGCACUUGAUAUUGAUGAAUAAAUGUGUUAGAAAUGCUG
Ornithorhynchus anatinus (platypus) is the source of this 1811-nucleotide messenger RNA. RefSeq names its product solute carrier family 22 member 16 (gene SLC22A16). Lineage: Eukaryota; Metazoa; Chordata; Mammalia; Monotremata; Ornithorhynchidae. Bases 64 to 1794 code for a protein of 576 amino acids. The record is from RefSeq and is a predicted model, not a curated record. Gene Ontology annotation, cellular component: membrane. Gene Ontology annotation, biological process: transmembrane transport. The transcript has 8 exons.